CGCUGGAGGGACGGCGAGGGAGGAGGAAGCCCCGGGGCCGCGCUCUCCGGCCGGGAUGCGAAGGUACCGCUGAGGCCGGUUGUGUUCCCAGCGGAGCUUCUGGCGGCCGCCGGUCCCGCCCGGCCGCGGGCGCUGCCCCCCGGGGCGGGGGCAGGGAAGAGCCGCCGUCAGCAUCCUCCGGGAGGCGAAAGGUGGAGCCCGGCCCGUUCCCGCAGAGCGUCCGUUCCUGCUUUCCCCGGGCCGGCCCCGUCCUGGCGCGGUGCCGCCGGUCGCCCCGGGGCUCUGGGGCCGGCUGCCCCCGCUCGCCCCCUGGGGCAGCCAUGCCCUCCCCCAGCGACUCCAGCCGCUCGCUGACCGGCCGCACGUCCCGCAGCCUCACCCACCUCCGCGUCCAGCGGACCUGGCUGCAGAUCCUGCUGGUGCUGGGCUUCAUCCAAGUGAUCCUGGGCGUCCUGAUCGUCACCUUCAGCCUGGUGGCGGCCACCAUCACGCCCUCCGCCAAGAUCCGGCAUUCCUGCCCGUCCUGGGCCGGCUUCUCGCUGGCGCUGUCUGGGCUCGUCGGCAUCGUCUCCUGGAAGCGGCCGCUCACCCUGGUGAUCACCUUCUUCACGCUGCUGUCGGUGCUGGGUGUCAUGCUGAGCCUCGCCGGGUCCAUCCUGUCCUGCCAGAACGCGCAGCUGGUGAAGUCCUUGGAGGCCUGUGAGAGGGAGAAGGACUCGUGUGUCUGCUGCCAGGCCCGCUUGGAGCCCCCACCCGCCUCCUGCAGCCAGCAGAGCGAGAUGCUGACCAUGUUCCCCAACCCCGACUGCCGGAGCAUCCGUGUGGCACUCAAGGAUCUCCUCUUCAGUGUCUGCGGCUUGACUGUCCUCUCCACCAUCGUCUGCACGCUCUCUGCUGUCGUCUGCUGCAUCCAGAUCUUCUCCCUCGACAUCGUCCACGUGCUGGUCCCCCAGCGCUCGAGCUCCGUGACGCUGGAAUGUAUGUCCCCCCCCGACACCUUUCUGCAAAGCAUGAUGGACUUCGAGGAGUUCGUCCCCCCAGUGCCACCCCCCCCCUACUACCCGCCUGAAUACACCUGCAGCUCCGAGACGGACGCGCAGAGCAUCACCUACAACGGCUCCAUGGACAGCCCCGUGCCCCUCUACCCCACUGACUUCCCCCCCUCCUACGAGACAGUGAUGGGGCUGCGGGGAGACAGCCAGGCCACCCUGUUUGGCUCGCAGCUGACGGACGGCUCGCACGCCUGCACCUGCGACCGCGUCCCCUCCAUCGUGCUCAGCGGAGAAGGUGAGCCCACCCCACCGGCGCACCUGGGGCUGGAGCAUCGGCACCAUGGCAGAGGGCUCGUGGGGCGACCAGCCCUUCCCGGACGCUCUUCACCCACGCCCACGCCGCUCCUUGCAGUGUCCAUGGACAGCGGGUCCCUGAUCAUGUCUGAGAUCAUGGACAUCCCCGGGGACAGCAGCCCCUCGGAGGACUCGUGCCUGCUGGAGCUGCAAGGCUCCAUGCGCUCCGUCGACUACGUCCUCUUCCGCUCCAUCCAGCGCAGCCGCGCUGACUACUGCCUGAGCGUGGACUGCGUGCAGUGCAGCCACCACGCGCGCAGCCCCACGCUGGGCUUGCAGGGCCCCUUCGAGGAGCCGCCCCAGCCCCGGGCGCGGGGGGAACGCUCCUACUCCUGCUCCACGGCGGAGCCCGGCCACGACGGCAUCUUGGUGGGGGGAGCCGGCACCCACAGCUGCAAUCGCCUGGAGGGGCUGUCCCGCUGCGUCGGCCCCUGCUUCCCCGAGGUGCGGCUCAAGGAGAAGGGCUCGCUGCAGGGGCGCGGGGGCGUCCGCUCGGCGGGGCCCGCCGCUGGCCGCCUCUGCCACCAGCGGCGCAACAGCGAGACCUCCUGCCCCUCGUCCCCGGCCCCGGGGCUGAGCCAGCGCCCGCUCGUGAGGUCGCACAGUGACCCCGGCGUCCUGACGGCCGGCCAUGCUGCAGAUUUCAGGGAAGUACUUUAUACCAAAGCACUGGAGGACACCUUGUCCAACUCCUCUGCGGAUACAGGGCUGUGCUCCGAGGCCUGCCUGCUCCGCCGAUCGCACUGUGACUCCCCGCCGUGGUUCCGGGCCGGCUCAGUGGGGAAGAACAAGCUGCUGCCCUCCAAGAAGGUGACGCAGCAGCUGUCGAAGACGACGACCCGCUCACUGGGGGACCUCAAGGUCUGCCGGGGCACCCGUGGGCUGGUGGCCAGGUUCCUGCAGAGACCCAAGCGUAGCCCAGCAGCCGGCACAGAGGUGCCCGGGCACAGCUCCCAAGGGCACAAGCAGGUUCCCUGGAGCGCCUGCCCGGGAGCAGAGCGGCCCCACGAAGGCAUCCACCUGCAGAGCUGCGGGGACCUGAGCUCCACCUCAUCCCUGCGCCGGCUCCUGUCCGCCCACCGGCUGGAGCGCAGCCGCCCGCGGAGCCUCAGCGGGACCUGCAAGGAGAGCGUGCUCUGACAGCCCACCCUCGCCGCCGCGGGGACCCUUCUCGUGCCCCAGUGCGGACAUGGGGGUCCCGCUCUGGGCCAGGACCCUUGGACGUUGCUCGGACGUUGCUGCCCCAGCAGGGCUGGGUCCUGCGCCGCUGCCCGGGGGCCUCGGCUGGGCCAGGGCGAGGGGCUGGUCCCCUGGGGUGUCUGCUGGGGGGCCGAGAUGGCCGUGCCUGUCCCCUGCCCUGUCCCUUCUGCCAGCCGUGCCUGUCCCCCCCCUGCGCUGGCCGUGCCUGUCCCCCACACUGGCUGUGCCUGGUCCCCUGUACUGGCUGUGCCUGCCCCUACCCUGUCACCACUGUGCCAGCCGUGCCUGUCCCCUGGGAUGGCCAUGCCUGUCCCCUGGCCUGUCCAGCCCUGCCUGUCCCCGGCCCUGUCGCCCUCUUGCUGGCCAUGCUUGUCCCCAACACCGGCUGUGCCUGGUCCCCUGUGCUGGCCAUAACUGUCCCCCACCCUGUCCGUCCCCCCGACACACACCGGCUGUGCCUGUCCCCUGUGCUGGCCAUACCUGUUUCCCGCCCUGUCCUCUGUGCCAGCCGCGCCUGUCCCUGCCUUGUCCCCCCCCCAACACCAGCCAUGCCUGUCCCCUGCCCUGUCCCCCCCUGCGCUGGCUGUGCCUGUCCCCUGCCCUGACCCCUGUGCCAGCCGUACCUGUCCCCUGCCCUGUGUGUGUCGUGUCCCCCCCUGCCCUGUCCCGUGACGGCCGUGCCUGUCCCUUCCCUGUCCCCCCCCACCCCCCCCCGCCGGCCGUGCCUGUCCCCUGCACCAGCUGUGCCUGUCCCCUGUCCCCUGCCCGGCCGUGCCCGGUCCCCGGGGUCCCCCCGCCCGGCUGCGCCCGGGGCCG
Messenger RNA from Chroicocephalus ridibundus (black-headed gull), 3362 nucleotides. It is a transcript of the gene ENTREP3, whose product is annotated as endosomal transmembrane epsin interactor 3. The transcript is spliced from 11 exons. The coding region runs from base 321 to 2486 and encodes 721 amino acids. The record is from RefSeq and is a predicted model, not a curated record. Gene Ontology annotation, cellular component: membrane. Lineage: Eukaryota; Metazoa; Chordata; Aves; Charadriiformes; Laridae.